AUGAACAGGUACAAGGUGAUUAAGCAGAUGGGCGAUGGCACGUACGGCACCGUAUGGAAGGCCAUGAACCUGCACACCAAUGAAAUCGUGGCGGUGAAAAAGAUGAAGCGGAAAUUCUACUCGUGGGAGGAGUGUAUGAGUUUGAGAGAAGUCAAGUCGCUGCGCAAGCUGAACCACAGCAACAUCGUGCGGCUCAAGGAGGUGAUUCGCGAGAACAACGAGCUCUUUUUCAUCUUUGAGUACAUGGACUGCAAUCUGUACCAAGUCAUGAAGGACAGAGAGACUCUUUUUCCCGAGUCGAAAAUACGCAGCUGGAUGUACCAGGUGCUACAAGGCCUAGCCUACAUGCACAAGCAUGGGUACUUCCACCGCGACUUAAAGCCCGAGAACCUGCUGGUGACCAAGGACGUGAUCAAGGUGGCGGACUUUGGGCUCGCCCGGGAGGUGCGGUCGCGGCCGCCCUUCACGGACUACGUCUCCACGCGAUGGUACCGUGCUCCAGAGGUGCUUCUGCAGUCCACUGUGUAUAACGCCCCCAUUGACAUGUGGGCCAUUGGGGGCAUCAUGGCAGAGCUAUUUUCCCUCCGCCCGCUCUUCCCUGGCGCCAGCGAGAUUGACGAGAUAGUGAAGAUCUGUUCCGUCAUCGGCACGCCCACCGUGCACACGUGGCCGCAGGGCCUCAAGCUCGCCGCUGCCAUGAACUUCCGCUUCCCAGAGUACUCGCCCAUCCCGCUGUCGAAGCUCAUCCCAUCAGCAUUCCCCUCUCGAACUCCCCCCUCCCCUCUAAACCCCCCCCCACCCCUAACACCAGUACUCGCCCAUCCCGCUGUCGAAGCUCAUCCCAUCAGCCUCUCCCGAGGCCAUUGA
Closterium sp. Yama58-4 is the source of this 867-nucleotide messenger RNA. The record is from the annotation of a GenBank genome assembly. Lineage: Eukaryota; Viridiplantae; Streptophyta; Zygnematophyceae; Desmidiales; Closteriaceae.